Messenger RNA from Schistosoma turkestanicum, 760 nucleotides. The record is from the annotation of a GenBank genome assembly. NCBI's taxonomy places the organism in Eukaryota, Metazoa, Platyhelminthes, Trematoda, Strigeidida, Schistosomatidae.
UUUUGAUUGUUUUCAGCCUGUUAUGAGUUCACGUUGGCGGUUAUUAGAUUUCAACUUGGAUAUAUGCUAUCGUUUACAUCUUUCUUUUUGGUGUAACGUCAAUCAUGCUGAAGAUAUUCAAUCAAAAAUGCUUGCAAAAGAGCUUCCUACUCUUGAAAAUGCUUCCCUUUUUUUUGUCAACAGCGAUAUCAUCAUAGAUGUAGUUCAGAUCGAAGCAGCUGUUACUCAAGCUUUAAUUCAUUAUAAUGAUAAAUCUUCCGGUGGUAUGUAUACACGAGAUUUAGCUACAGAGAUUCUAUAUUGCCUCAGCCCGAAUCGAUCAAUUAAUCAUGCACUGGAGACAUUUGGAAUUAAAGCAUCUACCAAGGAAUUGUUUGUAGGCAUCAUCUAUUCUACAAAGUUUUAUCAAUCAAACGAUGCAAUUUUACAAGACUAUUUAUUAAAAAUUGAAAAUCUAAUUCAAGGUACUAUUUAUACUGGUUCAUUAAUACAGUUGGUGAAAAAUACUGAUGCAGUUUGUAAAGAGUAUGGAAUAACAAACAUUGAAAGGAAUCCAAUCAAUCAGUCCGAUGAUCCUCAUAAAUCAUUAAUCGAGAGUAUUUUAGGUCGUAUGGCAUCAAGAGAUCUUUUAAGACCUUAAAAUUGUAAAUAAUCAAAUGAUACAAUUACAAUGAUGAUAAUUUCUAUUUUGUAUGAAUUCAUUGUAUUAUUUCAUACGACACUGUAAUUAUGCAUACGAAAAUGAAUAUAGUUUUUUACU